This is a messenger RNA of Protomyces lactucae-debilis, 1488 nucleotides long. RefSeq lists its product as uncharacterized. The record is from RefSeq and is a predicted model, not a curated record. The coding region runs from base 1 to 1488 and encodes 495 amino acids. NCBI's taxonomy places the organism in Eukaryota, Fungi, Ascomycota, Taphrinomycetes, Taphrinales, Protomycetaceae. The transcript has a single exon.
AUGUUGGUUCCAGACGGCAGCUAUUCACCCAAGAACUUGGCUGGCAGAGUCUUGCCUACAGCACCAGACCAACAACGCACAAAGCUCGGCAGCAUGGCAUGGCCCACACGCUCCCUCCUACGGAUUGAGCCAGUCUCCCACAAUUCAAGCAUGCUUUUUCGUCCUGAUCUUGGUGGCGACCGCCGCUCCUCGCAGUUACUGUGUCCUCCUCCGAUGGAUCUCCAUGCAUACUGCAACGCUAGGAGAGGCAGUCAGACAAGUACGACGCUAGGUCUUCUACGCAAGACGUAUCUGGCGCGCUUCACUUCCGGCUGCUUCGACAUGGCCUUUCUCAAGAAUGAAGGUGAAGGAUCUGGCGCAGGUGCCUUUUCCAACCUCGUGAUACCUCUCUUUGACGAGAUUGACGGCGACACUGCCACGUUACUGCAAGAUCCCAUGCGACUACAAGACUCACUCGAAUGCAGUGUCUUCCAAGAAGCAUACGUUCUUUCUCUUCGUCGGCCUGCUGCGCAUAACGAUCCUCAGACUGAUAUUUUGAGACGAUGGAUUGCUGCCCUUUUCCUUCUCAGCAUGUCAUUAGAACGCGGCUUGGACUCACACGCUCUGCACCAUGCAAGUAUGGCAAUCUUUUGCUUCAAAUUGCUUGACGUCAAGGCUCGCUACACAGGCGAUCUCCGCAAAUCGCUUGACGCGUCUUUACUGUUCCUCAGUGAAGCAACGUUCCGGUAUUGUGCAAAUGUUGCUUUACUGACUGGUGAGCGUUGUCCGAUUGAGGUGUCUGCCUUGCCCGUGCCUAUUCACCCUCUCGAUCAGCUGAUGCAGCAAACUGUGGCUCAACGCUUACAAGCGUUUGACCUUCUGAAACAGCUUGCUGUAGCGACGCUUCCACCGGAUCGCAGCGGGAUUGCCCGACGCCUCGAGACAACUUUGGCCGAACUCAUGGCUUGUGAUCGUCAAAUUGAUCGCAUCCCGGCUCGACGUCUGCCUCCUAGCCCCCAACAGUCAUUUGGAAGUGUUGGGUAUGAGGGUACUGGCUGGACCGUUGCAGCAAUGCAAGUCGUUGUGGUCAAAGUGCUCAUCACGAGUAUCGUGGAUGGCUUUGAUCGCGAGUCAUUGCUAGUGCAGUACUUUGCGAUGCUGGAUUCAUUGAUCAUGACACUGGCUUCGCCAACACAAGUCAAGGUCACGCUCGACACGACUGGCCUCUUACUACUCGGUGCCAUGAUCCAAGUGGAUGCGCAACGAGGAUGUUUGCUGGAACUGCUGCAGCAAGCACACGCACGAGAUCUCGGAACGGCGUUACGGUUGACGGACGCAAAAAGAAUCUUGCAGCAUGUAUGGCAUUUGCAAGAUUCAAAAGGAACCCUAGAUGCAAUACCAAACUCUCCCUAUUCAGCGGCAUUUCUCCGAGAUAUCUCGAUCAUUCGAGAUGUCCAGGUGGUGUAUGGCGAUGUGAUGGGCGAACGACGGGGCUUGAUUGUCCCAUGA